GCAAGAUGGCGGAUGAAUUUGUAGUUGCUACGGAAAAGUAUGGAUCGGGCAGCAUAGAGAGAAAAUAUAGAUUUUCUACCGAAAGUGGAAAUAUAGAAAGAAUAGGAAGGAAGAGAGAUUCUGCAGCUACCUCAGUGCAGCAGUUUUUCAAGUCUGCCUUUCUUCCACAAGGCUACCCAGACAGUGUCAGCAAAGAUUACUUGGAAUACCAAAUAUGGGAUACUAUGCAGGCUUUUUGUUCUUCAAUAACUGGUACCCUCGCCACACAAGCCAUGUUGAAGGGUUAUGGUGUUGGGGAUGAAAAAGCUACAGCCAUGGCAGCAACCAUGACAUGGAUUUUAAGAAGUGGGACAGGCAUGGUGGGAAGCAUUCUAUUUGCAUGGUUCCAAGGGAGUAAUUUGGAUUGUAAUGCAAAGAAAUGGAGAUUGUUUGCUGAUAUUCUGAAUGACACAUCAAUUCUGAUAGAGAUGUUGGCACCAUUAUUUAAAACAUAUUUCACUUUUCUGGCAUGUUUAUCAAGUAUAUCAAAGUCCAUUGUGGGUGUGGCAGGAGGUGCCACAAGAGCUGCUAUGACUCAGCACCAGGCUAGAAGGGACAAUAUGGCUGAUGUUGCUGCUAAAGAUGGAAGCCAGGAAACUUUAGUAAAUUUGAUGGCACUAAUAGCUGGUCUGAUCAUCACACCUUUGGUCUCAGGAAACCCUUUCUUAACUUGGACUUUGUUCUUCAUCUUCACAUUUCUUCACCUUUAUGCAAAUUUCCGAGCUGUGUCAUCUGUUGUCAUGGAAACAAUUAGUCUGUCUCGCUUGCACCUUCUGGUCACUGAGUUCCUGUCAACAGGGCACAUAAUGACUCCGCAGGAAGUGGGCAACAGGGAACCUGUUAUAUUUGGUCAUAACACAGGGGAAUGUCUGAGAAUUCAUUUAGGGACAGAAUUUGUUUCUGUCAUAAAUAGUGUUAACGAUCUUGAUGCUGCAUUACCAAACUCUGAAAGCACUAUGUAUAUUAUGAAACUGACAUUAAAUCAAGGAAGAAAUUCAGGUGCUGUUCAUGUAGCAUUACAUGAAGAUUCCAAUGCCACAGAUCAUCUUCAGAGCUGUUUCCAAGCCUGUUCUCUUGAUUAUGUUAUACGCACAAAACCACAUAUCAAAAGGGUUUUUGGUGAUUCUGAUGGAGGUCAAAGAGCACUGGAGGCCUUACAUAAUUUUUGGUGGCAAGAAAGGAACCACUUGUCCGACUGCUCAUGGGAUUUAGUAGCACUAGCCCAUAAUUUUACUCUGCAGGCAUUCCCAGCAUUCCUCAAGGGUCUUGAAGAGGCUGGCUGGGUAACCUCACGGACACAUCUUGGCCCAGAUGAAUGGCGGGCAGUUUGGAAUGUGAGGGGAAUAGAAUUUAAGAAAAGUCUCUAACAAAAUAGAUACAAUUGUUUUCAAACCAACUGUUCGUGUCUGUUAACCAAAAAAAAUAUUGCUUUAUCUCUGUAUAAGUAGAUAGGGAAGUAUGUAAGGAAAUAAAGUAUUUAAUAUGUGGUUGGAAAAUUUAUGGAUAGUUUAAUUAGCAUGUAUUUUAUUUUUUCAUCACAGAAGAGGAAAUAAAAUUAUUACACAGUUUUACCUGCA
Messenger RNA from Pocillopora damicornis (cauliflower coral), 1616 nucleotides. Its product is annotated as RUS family member 1. The record is from RefSeq and is a predicted model, not a curated record. NCBI's taxonomy places the organism in Eukaryota, Metazoa, Cnidaria, Anthozoa, Scleractinia, Pocilloporidae.